Symbiodinium sp. CCMP2592 is the source of this 2856-nucleotide messenger RNA. The record is from the annotation of a GenBank genome assembly. Lineage: Eukaryota; Dinophyceae; Suessiales; Symbiodiniaceae.
AUGCUGGCCCUGCAGCUGCGAAAGAACACUGAUGAUCGUGCCAUUGUCAGGGCGCUGGCCAAAGUGCGAGAUCUUUUUGAGCUGCUCAGGCAAGCAGGCUGCACCAUCGUGCAGGCGACUCGCGCAGAGGAGUUGAUGGAGCUGGCCAUUGAGGCUCCUGAUGUGAAGCCUCCAAAGCGGAGUCGAGCUCGCUACUUCUACUGUGCCGCAGGCGUCAUUGUGUUUGUGAUUUUUCUGCUCGUGGCAAUUAUCGCUCUGGAGGUGUCGCAAGCAUCUCAAGGUUGGGAGGCCUCGGGGACCUGGAAGCAGGGCAUCCGUGAUGUGGUGUUCCUGGACACCGGUUCCACUGCCCGACACCACCAUGCGGUCGUGGUCUCUUGUCCGGAGGAGUCUGGUGUGAUUCGCCCUGCUCUGCGGCACGACGAGCUUGUCGUUGGCUUAUCCAGGCGCACCUCCGUGCCGCAGCAGGACUGUGAAGUUGCCCUUCAGAUUGAUGGUCUCCUGGUUCAUGUGCCGUGUCGGCGCUUGGUUCGUGUCCUACCCCCACCCCGUGUGCUGGUUGUCCAUGACACCUUCAGCUACCGGCGGCUGGCACGAACUCAAGCGGGACAGGAUGAUGGAGUGCUGGAGUUAGGCUCCUCACUUGGUGAGUGCACCCGCAUCCUGUCUUCUCGUGCCGCGGCCGUGAUCGGCAUCGACGUCAGUCAAGAACUGGUGGAGGAGAGCAGCCGGCGCUAUCCCGACUGCCGUUUUGAAUGGCUGGACUGCUUCCAGGAGCAAGCACGCUUCGCAGCAUUGUGCGCGGAGCUUGUGGAAGCAGGUAGCGGCAGGCUGAAGAUCUUUGUGGACAUUGGUGGCGACCGCGCGACGAGCGACAUUUGCUGCCUGCUGUCUUUUUUGGAGCAGGUGCUGAACACUCUCCAUCCGAAGCAGCCGUCUGCCUUGGUGGUGGUCAAGUCCAAAGCUCUGGCCACUGCCGCGGCCGAAGCCGCUGGCGCCGACGGGACCAUCCCAGAGCCACGGUUGCGGCCCUGGCUCGAAGGAAUAGCCAGGAAGCAGCCGGCCAGCUCCAAGCAACUGAAGAAGAAGCUGGCGCGGGCUCGCAAGGCGCAGUGGCAGCAGGCGGACGAUACCACGUGGCAGGCUUUCGAGAAGCAGCGGACUGAAUGGGACGCCCUCUGCAACGAGGAGCAAGCGCGCCUGAAAAGCGAGCUCCGCCAGCUGAAGCAGGAGCAUCCCGAGGCAUGGGGCGAGACGCUGAAUACUUUCCUCGCAGAGCGGCUGGGGAACGAUUCAAAAAGUUGUCCCGUGCUGCCCAUCUGCUGUGAGAUGGGGAGAUGUUUCGUGGAAGUCGCCGUCCGCAGUGGGACCUUUUUCGGCUCGAAGAACCCAUGGGCUUUGCCCAUCGUCCAUGUCGGAGGUCGUGGUGAGAUUGCCCGGUACCAAGGAGAUGCCUUCCGUUGCUGCAACGACAUGGAGGGCUACGUGGGCAGCUGCUGUGAUCUCGUGGCUGGUGGUGUCAGUGCGCAGCUGGCAGAGACUUUCUGUGAUGCUUGGGGCAUACUGGGCCGCACCGAUCACAUGGGUGAAAGGUGCCCCUCUGGUGUAUGGCCGUGCCUCUUCACUGUAGAUUAUGAAACAGAGACGGUGGACGAGCUGAUGUACUUCAGUCAACCAGAUGUCUCCGUGUACGUCGGGGCAAUUGCUGUGCUGGUGAUGAUCCUCGUCGUUGGAGUCGUUGUGCGCCUGAUGCAAAUCUUCGAUGUCAGGUGUGACUGUUCCGCGUUGAUGCCGGCGCGCCAGGAUGAUGACGCAGACUUGUACGACCCUGAUGACCCGGCAUCCGACUGGGGGCAGGUCGUGCAAGAAGCGGCGCAGGAAGAGGCCCGAAAGAAAAGACAAGGGAACUGCAAAGGUUGGAUCCAGGAGCGGACAGCAUCCGUUCGAGAGAAGUGGCAGCGCGUUUUGAAAUGCGUCCGCCGUGGAGAAAAGAAACAGCCCGAGUCUCCGGGAUCCGCCCGAGGUGAAGCGAAGGUGCGGCGGAUGACCUCCAAGUCGAGCCAGGGCCGUGGUGCUUCGCAGAGUGUCGUCCGCACCUCCUCCAAGCUGAGCCGCGGGAGCCGCGGCAGCCGCGGGCGCAGCCCUUCCAAGGGCCUCCAGGGCACCGGACGCGCGGAGUCCAAGAGCAGCCGGGGCAGCCGGGGCGCGGACUCCGAUGGCAGAUCCGACGCUCGGGAGGAGGACGAAGACGAGCAGGAGGAGUUGCAGCCCGCGAAGUCCGAGACGCGAAGAGUUUCCGCGACAAUCUCAAAGGAGGUUCCGGAAGUCUUCGAGGAGGAGAAGAGAGCGACGGCGGCUUGCUUCCCGCCUGGUUUUGUUUGGCACAGGGACGGCGCGGACCCCACACUUGUCGACAACCUAGAGAAAUACCUCAAGUGGGAGGCCACGGGGAAGGAGCUCGAGGACGUCGAAGAGCGUGACAUUCAUCCGGGCUUCCACGCAGGAAAUCUGAAGGGCAUGGCCCGGCUUGCGCGGCAGCAGCACCAGUCGCUCCUCCUCCCGAUCGUGGAGCCGAUGACAGGGCGCUCGGCGAAAUCGCACUCCUACUCUGCCGACACCCUCUACUACUCCUGCAGCACAUUGCGGGAGAGCCGGCGCAAGAAACGAAAGCGCGGGGCCAUUAAGGGCCCAGGAGGGAAGCAGACGGCACGGAGUCUGGAGACGCCUCAGAAAUGGAGUUGGGCCACGCAGGAGGAGCAAAAGGGCUUCCGGCAGCUGCCCAUCGAGAACGGUCCACAGUUCUCCAAGAUCAAGGUGCCGGGAGCGCAGUCCCAGCACAUCCUGAGCCUGGAGUAG